Messenger RNA from Alnus glutinosa, 1351 nucleotides. Its product is annotated as galactomannan galactosyltransferase 1-like. The transcript has a single exon. The record is from RefSeq and is a predicted model, not a curated record. Gene Ontology annotation, molecular function: galactosyltransferase activity. The coding region runs from base 1 to 1185 and encodes 394 amino acids. Gene Ontology annotation, cellular component: endosome; trans-Golgi network; membrane. Lineage: Eukaryota; Viridiplantae; Streptophyta; Magnoliopsida; Fagales; Betulaceae.
AUGGUGCUGUCUAACUCUCAAACAUCGCCUACUUGGAAACACACAGCCUCUUCUUUAGUCGCUCAUGGGUUUCUCUUUGUAAGCGGGGUUUCUCUCGUUUGGGCCCUACUAUCCUUCGUAUACCACCCUAACCCUAAUUUUGAAACCUUCAAAACCAAUCCUAACCUUUGUUAUGAUCCCCCUCAAACUACUUUCUAUGACGACCCUCAUCUCAGCUACGACAUUGAGAGACCUAUGAAAGACUGGGACAUGAAGCGAAGAGAGUGGUUCAAGCAUCAUCCCUCCUUCAAUGCCGGCUUACGCAAUAGAAUCCUCAUCGUGACAGGAUCACAACCGUCCAAAUGUCAAAACCAAGUUGGAGAUCAUCUGCUAUUGAGACUGUUCAAGAACAAAGUUGAUUACUCCCGACUCCAUGGCUACGACAUCUUCUACAACAACGCCUUGCUCCAUCCCAAAAUGACCGGUUUCUGGGCAAAGUACCCCCUCAUCCGCGCCGCCAUGCUGGCCCACCCGGAGGCCGAGUGGAUCUGGUGGAUCGAUUCAGACGCAAUGUUCACAGACAUGGAGUUCAAGAUCCCAUUGGAGAGGUACGAAAACCACAACCUGGUUGUGCACGGUUGGAAGCAUUUGAUAUACAGCAAGCAAAGCUGGACAAGUGUGAAUGCCGGGGUGUUUCUCAUGCGGAACUGCCAAUGGUCCAUGGACUUCAUGCAGGCAUGGGCCAGCAUGGGGCCACAGACCCAAAACUACGACAAGUGGGGCCGGAUUCAGAAAUCAACUUUCAAAGACAAGAUGUUCCCUCAAUCUGAUGAUCAAUCGGCUUUGAUUUAUCUUCUUCUAAACAAGAAUGAGAGAGCAAAGUGGGAGGACAAGAUAUACGUAGAGAGCGAGUACAGCCUCAGUGGGUACUGGCUGGGAAUAGUCGACGAUCUUACCAACGAGCGGGGGGCCGAGCUGAUGAUGGGCGACUGCCGUGGUGCAGUUGGCAGCUGGAGAAGGCCUUUUGUUACGCACUUUACCGGGUGCGAGCCAUGUAGUGGAGACCACAAUCCCAUGUACACGUGGGAAGCUUGUUGGAAAGGGAUGCUCAAGGCUUUGAAUUUUGCAGAUAAUCAGGUGCUUUCUACAUUCGGUUUCGUGCAUCCGGACCUUCUCAAUUCCUCCUGGGUAUCCAGAAGAGCCUGAUUGAUUUUUGUAUUAUUACUUUCCAUAAUUGACUGACAUUUUCAAGUCAAAGAGUACUGUAAAGUAACAUAACUUCUGGCUGGACCGGCUAACUGGGUCAAGGCUUUUGGGUUUAGCUCCGUGUUUUUUGAAAGGCCUGAUUCGUCUUUACUGUUUGUUUGGCAUG